UUUUUUAAGUAAGUACGUCGUAUACGUCGUAUUAUAUUUAAUGAAGUAUCGUUUAUUUAGAAAACGGUAUAUAAUCGUUUCCAACGUUUAUCCUAUGAAUUACACGUGCUUUUGAUUGCAUCAUUUAGAAAAGAGAGAAAAAGUUUCGCUGUGAUACUGAAUUUAGUUUGAAUUAUAAUUAUAAUUAUAUAAAAGAAACAUGGAUUCAACUUGGGAAGAUUUUUAUAAUAAACACCCACCACCCCAGGAUUUUGUUCAAAGUGAAACAUUGCUAAAAGCAUUUGCGGAACGACAAUUAAAAAAGAAUACUAAAGUUGUAUUAAUAACGAGUGGUGGUACAACAAUACCGUUAGAACAUAAUACAGUCAGAUUUGUUGACAAUUUUAGCGCAGGAACAAGAGGAUCAGUAUCUGCAGAGUAUUUCUUAGAAAACGGAUAUGCUGUAAUUUUCAUGUACAGACUUAACUCUUUGGAACCAUUUUCAAGACAUUUUAAGGGACAAAAAAUUCUUGAUAUGUUGGAGGACAAUCGACAAGGUGAAAAAUCUACAAUUACAGUCCUACCACAAUAUACAGAAAAUUUGAGAAAAAUAUUACACAAAUACAGAGAGGCUUUGGAUCAAGACAAGUUAUUGCAACUAACUUUCACUACCCUCUCAGAAUAUCUUUGGCUUCUACGAUCUGCCUGUCAGGCACUAGCUUGUUUUAAAGAUAAAGCAAUUUUAUAUCUUGCAGCUGCUGUAUCAGAUUUCUACAUCCCAUCCAAUGAAUUGGCAAUUCACAAAAUGUCUUCCAAAGAGCCACAAACAAUAUCCCUUCAAUUAGUACCGAAAAUAUUAGCUCCCCUAGUAAGUUUGUGGGUGCCAGAGGCUUUUGUAGUGUCUUUUAAAUUGGAAACAGAUGAAAAUCUCCUAAUUUCAAAAGCGAGAAGUGCACUAAAUAAAUAUAAACAUAACUUGGUUAUAGCUAAUAUGUUACAAAGCCGAAAGCAGCAAGUAACGUUUGUCACUCAAGAGAAUAAUUAUGUUAUUUCUCUUACUAAUGAGCAAUUAAAGAAAGGUGAAGAAAUCGAACGGUUGAUCGUUAAUGCACUUGUUGAUAAACAUCAAAGUUUUCUACAAUCUACUGUGAAAGAUAACUGA
This is a messenger RNA of Habropoda laboriosa, 1141 nucleotides long. It is a transcript of the gene Ppcs, whose product is annotated as phosphopantothenate--cysteine ligase. The record is from RefSeq and is a predicted model, not a curated record. Lineage: Eukaryota; Metazoa; Arthropoda; Insecta; Hymenoptera; Apidae. The transcript is spliced from 6 exons. Gene Ontology annotation, molecular function: phosphopantothenate--cysteine ligase activity. Gene Ontology annotation, cellular component: cytoplasm; nucleus. Gene Ontology annotation, biological process: coenzyme A biosynthetic process. The coding region runs from base 200 to 1141 and encodes 313 amino acids.